Tetrahymena thermophila SB210 is the source of this 468-nucleotide messenger RNA. RefSeq names its product OsmC family protein. NCBI's taxonomy places the organism in Eukaryota, Ciliophora, Oligohymenophorea, Hymenostomatida, Tetrahymenidae. The transcript has a single exon. The record is from RefSeq and is a predicted model, not a curated record.
AUGCAAGAAAAUAAAUUGAGAUAAUAUCAAAUAUAAUCAGAAACUGACAAUUUCUCAGUUAAAACUAAAACAGAAAGCGGAUUUACUGUUGUUACAGAUAUGGCCAAGAAAGUUGGUGGAAAUGGAAGUGGUCCAUCACCUAUUGAAUUGUUGCUUUCUUCAUUAGUGGGCUGUGAAAACAUAGUUGCCAGAAAUAUAGCUUCACAUUUAGGUUUUACUAUAAACUAAGCAAAAUUUGAUAUUAAAGCUGAAAGAGAUGAAAGAGGAACAAAUGAUCUUCCCAUGACAGAAGACUCUCCUAUAACUUCAGGAUUAUAAAGAAUUUGGGGAAUUGUUUAUGUUGAUACAGAUGGCUCAGACUAAUAACUAUAAUAAAUGAAUGAAAUUUUAAAGAAAAGAUGCCCUGUUGCUAGAAUGAUAGUUGAUAGUGGAUGCAAGCUCGAAAUAGAAUGGAAAAAACUUGAAUGA